Laccaria bicolor S238N-H82 is the source of this 1902-nucleotide messenger RNA. RefSeq lists its product as uncharacterized. The record is from RefSeq and is a predicted model, not a curated record. The transcript is spliced from 2 exons. Lineage: Eukaryota; Fungi; Basidiomycota; Agaricomycetes; Agaricales; Hydnangiaceae. Bases 1 to 1902 code for a protein of 633 amino acids.
AUGAUUCCUUGUCGUGUAAAACGUAAACCGCCUCCAGCCAUCUCCGUCGCAGAACGUUUUCCCUCGCCGGACCCUUCUGAUCCGUUUGCGCCUCUCUGGGUCCUCAGAAGUAGAAUAGCUAGCCAACAAGAUCGCCAACAUUCUAUCGAGCUGAGUCAGGCAACACAAGCCACCCAACGUCUGUCGCCGGAAUAUCGUCUUUGUGAAGUUCGAGACGGGGAAAGCAGUGGCACUGAAAGCGAUACGACUGUGCCCCAUGUCAGGUUCAAACCUGUCCGGCGACCUUCUCGUGGCGGAUCUGUCAGGCAACCUUCUCAUGGCAGACAGAACUCUCAGAGGUUUGGUCGAUUCCUUGUGCAGAAGACGACACUGGACGACGCCACUACAGCAAACAAAGAGGAUUACAAGCACAUCCGUAAGGCCUUUAUAUCACGCCCUGUGGUCUCCAUGGUUCUUCAAGAGUCUAAAGAAAAACGUCUGGUCCCCGUGAGCGACUGCCCGAUGUACGAAACUUCUGGACCCAUUCCUGAGUCUUUGAACACAUACGAUGCUUGCAAUUCCGGGCGUUUAGGACACUCGCAAUCAUUCGACGCUGGUCGCGCCAAAUCCUCGCGCAAGCAGUCGCUUUCCUCCUCGAUCUCUGCCCCAUCAAAUUUCUUGAGGAAAAGAAGGGUCUCCAUCAAGCCAGCAGUAGCUUCCAGCGUACUUUCCGAUUCAUCCUAUGUCAACAUAUCAACUCCUUCCCCUGCACCAUCAUAUGAUCACUCUGUAGAAGAUGCUUUCACCUCCCCGCGUCCUGCACCAAGUCCUCCCAGCACGCCGCCUUUCCUCGCUGGGGAUUGUAAUAGUAGCUGCAAUGGCACUGGUUCUCUCUCCCAAUCAGAGUGGGCUAUUCCCCCGUUAUCACAACUCAGCCACGCUGCUUCUCUUUCCAUGUUCACUGAAAAUGGCGAUCGUAUUCUCUUCGGCUCCAUCUUCGCCCAACACCGCACCAUUGUCAUCUUUAUACGCCACUUCUGGUGCCCUCUCUGCCAGGAUUAUAUGUCGUCCCUCUCGUCUCUCGUGAAGCCUGAGAUGCUACAGUCAAACAAGGACUCAAUUCAGGAGGUGCAGUUGGUGGUCAUCAGCAAUGGAGCGCACGCCAUGAUUGGAAAAUACCGCAAGAUUUUCCAGCUGCCGUUCGAUAUAUACACAGACCCUUCGCUUGCGAUCUAUACCGCGCUGGGAAUGGGCAGGGACAAGGGUGGUCAUGCGCGAGAGCAUGGUCGUCGUCAUCAUGGCAGCAUCUCGGACGGUUUGGCGAUGAGUGCUCAUGGAUAUAUCGAAGAACAGGAAACCACCGGUGAUGAAGACUACGUCAAGCAUGGACUGGUAGGCGGGAUUGCCAUGGUCGUCGUCAGAGCCUUCAAAGUAGGCAUGCCUGUAUGGGAAAAGGGUGGUGAUAUUGGACAGCUUGGCGGCGAGUUUGUUUUUGGACCUGGAUUGACGUGCUCUUACGCGCACCGUAUGCAGAACACGAAAGGUCACGCACCUAUCAGAGAUGUGCUCAAAGCUGCUGGCGUUGUUUUGCCGUCACUACAGCCUCACCAAGAGAGUUGGAAGGUCCAUGCAAAACGAAGCGCGAACCAGUCAUUCCGACGACUGAGCGUCCGACGAAAUUCAACAAGCAAGAAUGGAACACUUAGGCGGGAUUCUCUAUCGGACGCACUGGCAGCGAGGAGAGCGAGUGAACAAUGGAUGGACAACAGACAAAAGAGUUUGGAAUUGUUACGGGAGAGGAAGAAUCGGCGGCGAGGCCACGGUUGUACCGUUGGCCUGUAUGAAAGUACCAGCUCAGGCGUGAGCGGCCUCUCGGACGAGUUUACGACGGAUGAGCGAUUUGGGGAUUUGACGAGGCAGUAG